Molecule: messenger RNA, 2122 nt
Organism: Pseudogymnoascus verrucosus
Lineage: Eukaryota; Fungi; Ascomycota; Leotiomycetes; Thelebolales; Thelebolaceae
Exons: 3
Coding region: 154-1716 (520 amino acids)
Biological process (GO): regulation of DNA-templated transcription; DNA-templated transcription
Cellular component (GO): nucleus
Molecular function (GO): DNA-binding transcription factor activity, RNA polymerase II-specific; DNA binding; zinc ion binding
Source: RefSeq, a predicted model, not a curated record
CACUAAACCCCGCAGUUUAGUUGCACACUUGUAAUUCUGGCCUGUGCGCCUAACAUUACGCUAAAUGCUGUUGCCAGUUUCCUGCAGUUUACAAACCUAUUACCGUCUAGAAAUUCAUAAACUACCCACGAAUACCCCCCAAAUGCGUAAGAAAUGGCGGGUUGGAGAGCAUGUAAACAAUGUCGCUUUGCAAAACGGAAAUGCUCCCGCGUUGACAUCAAUAAACCGUGCGCACAAUGUCGAAAGAGACAAGUUCCUUGUUCCAAGGGCAUGAAAAUGACUCGAGAUGCAGACUUGUUACCUAGCCGGGGCCAAGACGGUCACUCGCCAACGCAGGACAGUUUCGACCUCCCACAAGAAGUCAUUGUCGGGCUCGUUGAGCAUUACAUCAAUAAGCUCCAUGACAGGCCGCAUAGCCUCUUCCAUCUACCCACGCUGCGGAAGCAGGUCCAAAACAGAGAAGUCAACAAAGCACUGCUUCUUGCGAUUUGCAGCUUAGGCUCGAGAUUUUCCGCAGAUCCUGAGAUUUGCUUGCUCGAGGAGCAAUUGACGGCUGAAUCGAAACGUCUGAUCCUAGCUGACUUGGAGAAUAUCUGUCUUGAGGGCAUUCAGACUUGUAUAUUGAUCGCCAAUUUAUGUGCGGCUGUUGCAAAGCCCUCGUCGGAGGCGCUCUUCUUUCGAAUCGCCAUCAGCAUGGCUCAAAUAAUGCAACUCACUGUUUUUAAACUUAGUGAUUCAGUGGUUGUUUGCGAAACUAAGAAGAGAAUUUGGUGGACCCUCUUUAUGGCGGACCGGUGGUACUCGUCUGGUAUCAGUCUUCCACGCCAAAUCAGCGACUGCGACCGACCAACUGAUCUGCCCAUGGAUGAGACUACAUUUCACACACUCGCCAUUAAUCAGAAAGUUCUGGAUACUCCCUAUAAGCCAGGUUUAUGGGCGCAUAUGAUUACUCUCGUGGAUCUCUUUGGGCCAAUCCAGGACCUAAGUCGACGCAUUGUCGAAGAUGAUCUUGACGAAAUCGACGUAGACAGAGCUACGCAUAACCUCUCGUGCAAACUCGACCUGUGGGAAGAGAUGCUUCCACCAGAUACGAAGCUAACUGAAGAAAAUCUCGAAGUACACAAGAAUCGCAACACAGGCGGAGCAUUCGUUGCCUUGCAUUUAGGAUUUCACCAUUAUUCAACUCUGCUACAUUUUCAUUACCUCGAUGCUAGGCAGGCCUCGCAUGAAGCGAGGUUUUACGCAGAGCGCUGCAAACAUCACGCCUUUCGCUAUAGCGAGCUGUUAAGGUUCGCGCGAGAACAUGAAGGUUUCGAAGCAGUGUAUCUCACUGUAGCUCAUAUGGCCGUCGUGUCGUCCUCAGUACUGGUGCACACACUCCUAUUCGGAGACGAGGACCAGAUAUCGACCGCUCGUAAUAGCCUAAACGCCAAUUUUGAGGCACUAAUCGAGUUGGAACAAUACUGGCCAGCUCUAAAAUCAAUGAUCAACCGUCUAGAGAUAUUCCAAAACAUGUGCCUUAUAUCGGCGAAUCAACAUACUCACACGCUUAAUCGGUGGAUGAUUCGUUUUUUGAUCGAGCAUGCAUUGCCUAUUGAGGAAAAGGUUUGGUCAAUUGGCGCAUUUACAACAGCAGAUGACCUCCAAAUCUUCUCUUCCGAGACUCAAAAGCUUACUGAGCAAGGACGGUUCACAAGCUUUCCUUUAUUGGAGUAGUCAGCAGCUUGAGAUGUAUGAAUAUGAAAAGUACGAAUUUUUGUUUGGAACAUGUGCGACAACGUAUUCCCGGCGUCAUAGUCCGAUCCAGCUCCUCACUGGCGCUUUAGUGUCCUGGUCACGGAGGCACAGGAAAUAACUAGAUACAAUGAGGGCUGGCGAUCUUAUAUUAGUACAGCGACAAUUGAUCAAGCCAGCUCCCAGUCAAUAGUCGCUGUACCAAGCCUUGCCUCCCACCAGCUUCGCCGCCAGCUUCAGCGCAGUUGGGCGUACCUGGGGCGAAGCCGAGCGUUUGAGUUGAGUUGAUCAACCAGCUCUGGGCCUGAGCUAGCACCAGGAUCCAGGUCUACAAAUAGUACGAAGGCCCGGUAGAUAGUUAGUUGUUCAAUUGACCCAAUUCCUACAU